AUGAAGUGUCGUCACUGUAUUUAUGGAUGGAUUCCAACGGACUCGGAGAGAGAGGUAGAGUCGUGGCUGAAGCAGUUGAGUGGGGCGUUGGAGGUCCAUCAACGCUGGAUGCGUGAGCACUUUGCUCGCUUGGUGCGGCUUGACUUGGGUCUUGCCAUCAUCCAACCCGUGGCUGCCAGCGUCACUACUCGACUCAAGCAUCGUUCAGCCUUAGGCGGUGUCAAAGCCAGUUAA
Echinococcus granulosus is the source of this 234-nucleotide messenger RNA. RefSeq lists its product as hypothetical. Lineage: Eukaryota; Metazoa; Platyhelminthes; Cestoda; Cyclophyllidea; Taeniidae. The record is from RefSeq and is a predicted model, not a curated record. The transcript has 2 exons. Bases 1 to 234 code for a protein of 77 amino acids.